UCAGCUUUGGAUAGAUCACAAUCCAAGAGAGAUGGAGGUUUUAAAAAUAAUUGGAGCUUUGAUCAUGCUGAAGAAAGUGAAGGAGACACAGAGAAAGAUGAGGCAAAUCUGCUCAGCAUAGAUGACAGUGAUGGGCCCUUCAGUCCAAACGGAGAUAGAAAGUCAGUUCGAUGUCGGCCUGGAACUGUCGGCACCAGUGGCGAUUCCAUAAAAACGUACGCAAGGCGAGGCAAAGCUGGCAGCUUGAGACUCUUUAAAGGGAACUCCAUAGGUCUCAACAUGAUGGGAAAUAGCAAGAAACUGAGUGAAAAUGCUCAGACUAUGUCUUGUCCCGUAACUGUGGUACAUGGUAGACGUUUUCACCACGCACAUGCACAGACAACAGUAGUAAAAACAGCAGCCCAAAGCAAUCUGGAUCGAAAGGAAAGAAAAGAGUAUCCCCCUCAGCUUCAGAAAGUAGAAGCAGACCACAUUAGAUUACCACGGCCUCAAGGAGUGGACAGUAUAAUGGAAAACACAGAAGAGUCAGAGUCAGAAUCAGAAUCUGAAAUUAAGAGGAAGGUACAACAGAAACGUCACUGCAAUUCCUAUCAGUCUGACUUGUCUGCAUCUUCUACCACAAAAAAAUGCUUAACCCAAUUAAAGCUAUUGGAACAAAUUGAUUAUUCAACUGAUUGCCCAAAUUGUGGGCGGGCGAAUGAAAAUCAAACCAAAUGCCGACAUUGUGAAAAUGUUUCUCUUAAGCAUUUGCAAAGAGUCUCCAGGCAAACUGUGACAUUAGGUGAAUCCGUGGGACCUUUAUCGCGUUCUUCAAUACAUCAGAAUUCAACAGGGCAAAAACCUUCAGGUACAGGGUUCAACACAAAGAAGUUUUAUAGUUCUACUGUUGGGAAAGCUCCAGUGGAUAUUCUCCUGAGCAGUGAUGUUGUAGGACAUUCGAUGUUACGACAGAAUGGAAAAGUUGGUCUUAUAACUGCCACAAAAGGUCCUAAAAUUACAGGAAACCUAAGACAAAGGAGUACAAGGCCGUCUGAACUAAAUGAUCCAAUUGUUUUGUCUAGUGAUGAUGAUGAUGAGGAGGAUAGUGGCAGCACUAGGAGAAUGGAAAGCAUUUCACCUCGUCCUGCAGAUUCAGCCCGCUCCUCCCCAGCUCCUUCUACAGGAAAGGUGGAAGCAGCAUUAAAGGAAAACAGUUGUGGAAUAGAACAGAGAAUAGGUAGUAUUACAACAGAUACAGAAAUUGCAGUCACACUACCAAGAAAAGCAAGAAUGAAAGAUCAGUUUGGCAACAUUGUGUCUAACACUCCAAUAAAACGUCGCAAAGUUAUUUCUCAAGAAAUUGUAACUGAAACAGUACCUCUAACUUAUCAAAAUGCCUGUGAAAGCGUCAUUCUGAACUGCCGAAGUAUACGAAUAGGAACCCUACGAAGAAUGGUGGUUGAACCUGUAAUUUUUUGCCUAGAUUAUAUCAAAAUACGGCUAGAAAGUCAAGAAGAAUCAGAAAGUGAUGUCCGAGACAUUAACCUGAAGACCUCCGAGCUCACCAAAUGUGAAUGGUGCAGUGUCCGAAAAUUACCAGUGGUUUUUCUACAAACGGUACCGUCAACCUGCAGCAGCCUCAGGGAGCAGCUGAAGAUGAGUAAAGAUAAUGUGUGGUAUGAAUGUAAAGGAGACAGUCAAGAAGAGCAGUAUAUCAUUCUGAUUUUUGAAACUGGCCUCGAUCCUCAUGCAAACUCGAUCUUUGAGAAAAUUAUUACUGACAUUGGUAUUAGAAAUAAUAUUUCUGACUUCUUUGUGAAAAUUUCCUUUGAAGAAGCCAAUGGCAGACUGGUUGCAUUUACAAAGUGCUUGGAAGACAAUUCCAAAGGAAGCCCCUCUCAUAGAGAAAACAAAAUAAAAAAUGUUGCUUCUGAGCCCAAAAUGCAGCAACGGAAUAAACAACUACCAUAUUUUGAUGAUGAUGAAGAAAUUGGAGAACCACAUACAGUAUUUAUUGGCCCCAUAGAAAAAUUAAUCGUUUACCCACCACCUCCUGCUAAAGGUGGUAUUUCUGUGACCAAUGAAGACCUCCAUUGCCUGAAUGAAGGAGAAUUUUUAAAUGAUGUUAUUAUUGAUUUUUAUUUAAAGUAUUUGGUACUUGAAAAACUGAAAAAAGAAGAUGCUGAUAGAAUACAUGUGUUCAGUUCAUUCUUCUAUAAACGCCUUAAUCAGAGAGAGAGAAGAAAUGUUCAUGAAACCUCAAACCUUUCAAUACAACAAAAACGACAUGGGCGAGUGAAAACGUGGACGCGUCAUGUUGACAUUUUUGAGAAAGAUUUUAUUUUUGUCCCCCUUAAUGAAGCUGCCCACUGGUUUUUGGCUGUCAUCUGUUUUCCUGGUUUAGAAAAACCUAAUAUGAACCAAAUCCUCACUAUCAUGAAAAUGCUGCAACACAGAUAAAAUCUUCCUCUUCAGAUGGAGAGCGCAACACUCCAUCUCCUUUGCCAAAUGAGUUUGAAUUACAAAACUCGCCUUCCAAGUCCACGACGAAGAAGAUAUUGACCAAAAAAUAUAACACAGCUUUAAUUGACCCAAACACUGAAGCAGAGGACAGUGAGUCUUCGUGUUGUAGGAGAAGUCCCUGUAGGGGAAAAAGUGGCUUCAAGAAACUAAAUCAAAUAGACAGUGAUGUGGAAGAACCUAACACUGUGCAGUCAGCAUGCCAUAAACUUGACCAUAGGGCUCCAGAUGAAAAUGGUAUACAGGGUGAAUUCACAACUGCCAGCCAAUCUCUUGGUAUGUAAUUGUAAAAAU
Molecule: messenger RNA, 2793 nt
Organism: Tinamus guttatus (white-throated tinamou)
Lineage: Eukaryota; Metazoa; Chordata; Aves; Tinamiformes; Tinamidae
Source: RefSeq, a predicted model, not a curated record